UACAAACAUUUCUUCAUAUAAUAGCUUUGAACCUUACUUUUUUAUAUAUUGCUGGUUUUGAAGGAUAUUCUGAUUGCAUCAUCUAGAAACAUUUCUAAUGGCAACCAAGAAAACUUCAUCUCUUUUAAUACCUGUGUUGAUGGUUUUCGCACUAAUCCUUAUACCCAUGGUUGCAGGCCAACUUAAGGCUACAUGUCGUAUUGCGGAGUUAUGUAAAGGUGCAAAGGAAUGCAAUGCAAAAUGUGCAGCACUAGGUACCAAGAGAGGGGGUGUUUGUACAAAAUUCCUAGGUGAUGUUUACUGUUGCUGCUGGGAUUAAUUCCUAAUCAAAAUGUACUCUCAAUUUACAAUGAACAAUAUGUACUCGCAUGAAUAAAAGUACGUUUCUGCCCAUAUAUAUAUAUAUAUAUUUAUAUUAUCUCAUCCUAAUUCUAUGAUACAAUUAUUUACUCGCGAUCUAAUAAAUACAACAAAAAGUAUAAAAGAACGUCCAAGCCAAAGCUUAUAAAAUCAUCCUUACAAUAUGUACAAAUCUUCAUGAUAUAUUACACUAAAUACUCUAUUAAAAGUAUGCAAGUAUAAAUGUAGUUGCAAUUAUCAAAAAUUUCCAUGGCCAAAGAAAAAAGGUCUAAAAGAUGGUUUUCAAACCUUCAAAACCACAUAAAGUUAGGCAUGUCAAUCGGCCUAGCUCGG
Arabidopsis lyrata subsp. lyrata is the source of this 693-nucleotide messenger RNA. RefSeq names its product defensin-like protein 87. The transcript has 2 exons. The coding region runs from base 98 to 319 and encodes 73 amino acids. Lineage: Eukaryota; Viridiplantae; Streptophyta; Magnoliopsida; Brassicales; Brassicaceae. The record is from RefSeq and is a predicted model, not a curated record.